Mauremys mutica (yellowpond turtle) is the source of this 2700-nucleotide messenger RNA. It is a transcript of the gene MEIS1, whose product is annotated as Meis homeobox 1. NCBI's taxonomy places the organism in Eukaryota, Metazoa, Chordata, Testudines, Geoemydidae. The record is from RefSeq and is a predicted model, not a curated record. The transcript is spliced from 12 exons. Gene Ontology annotation, biological process: animal organ morphogenesis; angiogenesis; embryonic pattern specification. The coding region runs from base 736 to 2133 and encodes 465 amino acids. Gene Ontology annotation, molecular function: RNA polymerase II cis-regulatory region sequence-specific DNA binding; DNA-binding transcription activator activity, RNA polymerase II-specific.
UACUUCCGGGUUCCAGCAUUCUGGUCCAAACCCACCUCUCCGCCUGUGCAACACACACUUUACACACGCACCGGGAGACUUGCAGCAGGCGGCAUCGAUCGUGGCUCCUUUAAGACAAACUCAGACAGACAUUUUUAACCCUCUUCCUCUAGCCUCUCCCGCUGCAAAGGGGGACAGGGAGCGCGCGAGCGAGAGCUGAUUAGGAAUUAGGACUGAUUCAAGAACCAGCCAGCGCUAAGACCUCCGUGCAUUUGAAUAUUAACAUUGGAGGUGUCCAGAGCACUGGAAGUACACACAGCGGAUCAUCAUCAUUCAUUCACCACCUUGACAACCUCGCCUUUGAUUGACAGCUGGAGUGGCAAAAAGCCAUGAGACUUGGUAGUUGGGUUUGAGGGGCACUUUUUUUUUUUAACCAAAAAAAAAAACUGAUUUGGGGAAAGGAUAUUUGCUUUCUCCCCGCUGCUGUCUUGGAAACGAAAGAGGGAGAGUGAGAGAGAGAAAGAAAGAAAGAGAAGGAGCGCGAGUCUCUCUCUUUUUUUUUAAUGCUGAAUUAUUGUAUCGUUUCUUUGAGAUCCAGUAAGCUGAAGAUUUUCCUCGAUUGCUCAUAUUGCUGGCGACUCUAAGGGAUUUUUGCAUUUUGGGGGGUUUGGGGGAGAGUUUGCGUUUGUUUCUUUUCACACUGGCCUUAAAGAGGAUAUAUUAGAAGUUGAAGUAGGAAGGGAGCAAGCCAGGCCGAUGGCGCAAAGGUACGACGAUUUACCCCAUUACGGUGGGAUGGAUGGAGUAGGGAUCCCCACCACCAUGUAUGGGGAUCCUCACGCCGCCAGAUCCAUGCAGCCUGUUCACCAUCUGAAUCACGGUCCUCCGCUGCAUUCUCAUCAAUACCCGCAUACUGCUCACACCAACGCCAUGCCUCCCAGUAUGGGCUCCUCUGUCAAUGACGCUUUAAAGAGAGAUAAAGAUGCCAUUUAUGGACACCCCCUGUUCCCUCUUUUAGCACUGAUUUUUGAGAAAUGUGAAUUAGCUACAUGCACUCCCCGGGAGCCCGGGGUAGCGGGAGGCGAUGUUUGCUCCUCAGAGUCUUUCAAUGAAGACAUAGCAGUGUUCGCCAAACAGAUCCGAGCAGAAAAACCCCUAUUUUCCUCUAAUCCUGAACUGGAUAACUUGAUGAUUCAAGCCAUACAAGUAUUAAGGUUUCAUCUGUUGGAAUUAGAGAAGGUACACGAAUUAUGUGACAAUUUCUGCCACCGGUAUAUUAGCUGUUUGAAAGGAAAAAUGCCAAUCGAUUUGGUGAUAGACGAUAGAGAAGGCGGAUCAAAAUCAGACAGUGAAGACAUAACAAGAUCAGCAAAUCUAACAGAUCAGCCUUCCUGGAAUAGAGAUCAUGAUGACACAGCAUCCACGCGAUCUGGAGGAACACCAGGGCCCUCCAGUGGGGGGCAUACAUCACACAGUGGCGACAACAGCAGUGAACAAGGUGACGGCUUGGACAACAGUGUAGCUUCCCCCAGCACAGGUGAUGAUGAUGAUCCAGAUAAGGACAAAAAGCGACAUAAAAAGCGUGGCAUCUUUCCCAAAGUAGCCACAAAUAUCAUGAGGGCAUGGCUGUUCCAGCAUCUAACACACCCGUACCCUUCAGAAGAACAGAAAAAGCAGUUGGCACAAGACACAGGGCUCACUAUACUUCAGGUGAACAAUUGGUUUAUUAAUGCUAGAAGAAGAAUAGUUCAGCCCAUGAUAGACCAGUCCAAUCGAGCAGUUAGUCAAGGAACACCUUAUAACCCAGAUGGACAGCCAAUGGGAGGUUUCGUGAUGGAUGGUCAGCAGCAUAUGGGAAUCAGAGCACCAGGGCUGCAAAAUAUGCCAGGGGAUUAUGUGUCUCGGGGUAGUCCAAUGGGUAUGAAUAUGGGACAGCCAAGUUAUACCCCGCCCCAGAUGCCCCCACAUCCUGCUCAGCUGCGUCAUGGGCCCCCCAUGCAUACCUACAUUCCUGGACACCCUCACCACCCAGCAAUGAUGAUGCAUGGAGGACCACCCCACCCUGGAAUGCCAAUGUCAGCAUCUAGCCCCACAAUGCUUAAUACAGGAGACCCAGCAAUGAGUGGACAAGUGAUGGACAUUCAUGCUCAGUAGCUUAAGGGAAUAUGCAUUGUCUGCAACGAUGACAGACUUCAAAUAUUGUCUUUCUGCAAUGACUAUGGAGUUCCAUUCUUGGCAUCUACUUUGGACCAAGGAACAAUCCUAUUCUUCCGAGGGACCCUGGAAAGCAGGAAACACCAUCUGAAGUCAACUUCUGGGGACACGCUAAAUAACGAUCUAAGACACGAAGAGAACAAAGAGUGAAAUAUUGUAAAAUGCUAUUAUACUGUUAUCCAUAUUACGUUGUUUCUUAUAGAUUUUUUUAAAAAAAUGUGAAAUUUUUCCACACUAUGUGUGUUGUUUCCAUAGCUCUUCACUUCCUCCAGAAGCCUCCUUAUGUUAAAAAGCCUUACAGUUAUCCUGCAAAUGACAGAAAGGGCUUAUUUGCAGGAUUUUUAGAGCAUUAAAAUAACUAUGUCAGGCAGAAGAAUCUUUCUUCUAUCCUAGGAUUUCAGCCAUGCACACACACACACACUCUCUCUCUCUCUCUCUCUCUCCCUCUCUCUAGCCUGGGGCGUGAAUUUGCAUGUCUAAUUCAUUUACUCACCAUAUUUGAAUUGG